Prinia subflava (tawny-flanked prinia) is the source of this 1492-nucleotide messenger RNA. RefSeq names its product cathepsin L (gene CTSL). Gene Ontology annotation, biological process: positive regulation of peptidase activity; immune response; positive regulation of apoptotic signaling pathway. The record is from RefSeq and is a predicted model, not a curated record. Lineage: Eukaryota; Metazoa; Chordata; Aves; Passeriformes; Cisticolidae. Gene Ontology annotation, cellular component: lysosome. Gene Ontology annotation, molecular function: cysteine-type endopeptidase activity; cysteine-type endopeptidase activator activity involved in apoptotic process. The transcript is spliced from 8 exons. The coding region runs from base 169 to 1185 and encodes 338 amino acids.
AGAGCCCGCCCCGCCGGGCGGGAGGCGCGGCCCGGCCCGGCCCGGCCGCCAAUGGGCGCGGCGGGGCGGGCACGGCCGCGGCCGGGAUAAGAGGGACGGCGGAGGCCGGGCCUCGCCGGGCAGAGGCGAUAGGAGUGCGGCGGAGACCCUCGGCCGUGAUCUGCCAGCAUGAACCCUUUCCUGACCACGCUGUACCUCUGCUUGGGCGCGGUUCUCGGCGCGCCGAGGCUGGACCCCGAGCUGGACGACCACUGGCAGCUGUGGAAGUCGUGGCACAAGAAGGACUACCAUGAGAGAGAGGAAGGCUGGAGAAGAGUGGUGUGGGAGAAGAAUUUGAAAAUGAUUGAAAUCCAUAAUCUGGAUCACGCAUUAGGAAGACACACCUACAAGUUGGGAAUGAAUCAGUUUGGCGACAUGACAACUGAGGAGUUCAGACAACUGAUGAAUGGUUAUAUACACAAAAAGUCAGAAAGAAAAUACAGAGGAUCCCAGUUUCUUGAGCCGAACUUCCUGGAAGCACCCCGAUCAGUAGAUUGGCGAGAGAAGGGAUAUGUAACUCCAGUUAAAGACCAGGGUCAGUGUGGCUCUUGCUGGGCUUUCAGUACAACGGGAGCUCUUGAAGGGCAGCACUUCAGAAAAACUGGCAAACUUGUUUCACUGAGUGAACAGAAUCUGGUGGACUGCUCUCGCCCUGAAGGGAAUCAAGGUUGUAAUGGUGGUCUCAUGGACCAGGCUUUCCAAUACGUGCAGGAUAACGGGGGCAUUGAUUCAGAGGACUCUUACCCAUACACUGCAAAGGAUGAUGAAGACUGUCGCUACAAGGCAGAAUACAAUGCUGCUAAUGACACUGGCUUUGUUGACAUCCCUCAAGGACACGAAAGAGCUCUCAUGAAAGCAGUUGCAGCUGUGGGUCCAGUCUCUGUUGCUAUUGAUGCAGGCCAUUCUUCAUUUCAGUUCUAUCAGUCAGGUAUCUACUAUGAACCAGACUGCAGCAGUGAAGACUUGGACCAUGGUGUUCUGGUUGUAGGUUAUGGCUUUGAGGGGGAAGAUGUAGAUGGGAAGAAAUACUGGAUUGUUAAGAACAGCUGGGGUGAGAAGUGGGGUGACAAAGGCUAUAUCUACAUGGCCAAGGACAGGAAGAACCACUGUGGAAUAGCAACAGCUGCUAGCUAUCCACUCGUAUAAUUUGAAGACUGAACAUUUCAGUACAAGAGGGGAUUUAAACUGAAUGACCAAACCCAUGUUCACAUGUGGUAGCCUUGUGUCUUUCAAAACUCAACUUGAUUUUUAAAACUCUUGAAGUAUAUUUUACAUGUUGGUGACAUGCCACUUGUUUAAAUUAAUGUAAAUGUUGGUAUGUAAACAGCUUGUAAUAUUGCUGGCUUUUGACUGCUUAAUCCAAUAGAUCCUUUGUAUUUUUCCUUUUUUUUAAAAUUGCAAUGUGUCUAAAGUUUACUUUUUAAAUAAAUACUUAAAUUCCUCUGUAUACAGA